This is a messenger RNA of Fusarium sp. VM40, 2763 nucleotides long. The record is from the annotation of a GenBank genome assembly. Lineage: Eukaryota; Fungi; Ascomycota; Sordariomycetes; Hypocreales; Nectriaceae.
AUGUUUAAACGAAAGCGUGACGGCCCCAAGGAUGAGGAACGCCUCAGCGGCUUUGAUCUUGAGUGGCCCACCUCGCAAAGAUGGAAGCCCUAUUACUCUGUCCCGCGUAACUCGCUGGACGAACACAAUGCCUCACAGGUCUCGUUUGGAUCAGACAAAGGUGUCACAGCUCCCGAAAGGCCGCAGGGUUUGCCUCAUCCCCUGUCUUUUGGGAGGAGUAAGCGCGACAUGGACACGUUUGCGAGAGGUAUUCGACAAGACAUAGCUGAGGAGAAUGCCGACGAAGAAGAGUUCUCUAAUCUCAAACUUUGGAUAGAGACAAUGUCCGAAUUGUACAUGAAUGACUUGGAUAACCGAGCGCGAUGGGAUCCGCGAUGGCUCAACGUGACUCGGCGAGAGCGUUUCGAGGGAUUGGAAUCUGUCACUGUCUCGACCGUUGACUAUUAUGCAGAUGACAGGAUAGAGCGAAGCGAGCUUAUCACCACCAAAAGGGACCUCGCAGCUGCCCUCGACACGCGACCUGAAGGCUCCCAGGUGCGUGUCAUCAUGGUCAGUGACCUGAGUCGUUUCGUUAUGGGCGUAUUAGGGCAGCUGUAUUCGGUUGAUCCCGAGUUCUGGUACGAACAGCUCAUAUCAUCAGGGUACUGCGCAAGCGACAGCGGGCUCAAACUGAAGAACGCAGCAUGGAUGAACUGGGCUGAGCAAGAAACACGGUUUCGCCAUCGCCCUCUCCCCGGGAUAGGACAACGAACGGAGUGGAAUUUGUCUCGCCGGACAAAGCCUCGGAAAUGGGCUCAUCUCCGCUGGGGUCGUCUUGGUCUGCUUCACUACCUGGGUCGGAAAGGCUUUUAUGAGGAUGAGAUCGCCAAGCGCAUCUCUGAUGGACGCUGGACAAUCGAGCGAGACGUCGUUCUGGACAAGUACGGUCUACUCAUGACCGAUAAAAGAAAGAAGCGGGCGGAAAACAAGAUCAAAGAAAGGAAGAAGAAAGAGGAGAAGGCCAAAAAGAAGGGCAAAGAGAUGUUUGAUGUUUCACAACCAUCUGAUCAUCGUGGUAAUGAGAUCGAAGGCACCUCAACUCGAACCAAGACAUCCAACGUGUACCGCCCCUACAGCACAUUCCACCCCGUGCUUCCGCAGAACCCGACAUAUUGGCAUAACAGAGAUCUCAGGGUAAUGGCUCCGGAGGGUCUGGGCUACUGGUCCAGCGUAGACCAGAAGGGCAGGAAGACCAUCAUUCUCGUCUUUGACCCGUCAAGAACCAUGCAGCAUGAUAAGACAAAAGAGAAGACCCCUUCUCUGACGUUCAUGCCUAGAGCUAUGGAGUUUGAGUCAUAUACAGAUGAAGAGCUCUGGCGGGUUGCUGACCCGGAUGAGACGUACCUUGAUCCACCCGCACCACCAUUCACAAAAGAGCAGCUGAAGAAGGAAAAGAAAGAAGCAAGACGAAAACGAGCACAGGAGAGGAAGGACAAGACAAAGGGAAAACUGACCUCCGACGUAGAGGACAAAGGGAACGACACUGACUCUAUCUACUCCAGUGAUUCCGAAUUCGACGAAGAUUAUCAAGACAAACUCCGAACCGCAUACAAGUUCCGUCAGCCCUAUAUGCGGGACCGUGACUUUGCGCGCAAGUACUCUUUAUCCACGAUGGACCUCGUGUACCGAUACAUCAGCAAGAUCCCCACCAAUGAGCUUAACCAAGAUGAUUCCGUCAUCCCGUCUGUUCUCACACGACUCUCUUUUGACGACCUGUGGCAGCUCCUUGCCGAGCUCCGGCUGAUGCAGGAUCAUAUCGAUGCGGACCUCGGUGCUGAUUUGCACAUCCACUUGCUAGAAGCUGCUGGAACUAUGACAAGGCAGAAUGUAGCGUGGGUUCGCUCGACAUUGCAGGAGCUGAGCGAGUGGAUCGAUCAUAUCAACAAGUCCAGGCAUAUUCUCAACUUGUCCGAGGAAAUAGUGGAUGAAAUGCUUGAGCUCCGGAAUGAUCUACAGUCUCUCCAAUCACGCUCCGAGCAGACCCUCAAUCUUCUCGUCGCCUCAACUGGCAUUGCCCAAUCCGCCCUCGUCAUCGAUCAAACAUCUGGCAUCAACAAGUUGACCGAGCUCGCCUUCUUCUUCAUCCCGUUGUCGUUCAUCACGGCCAUCUUCUCCAUGCAAGUCGCAGAACUCACCGAGUCACCGCCCAAGAUGUGGACGUGGGGUCUGUCGCUCGGCAUAGUCUUUUUCGUAACAUACCUGGUACGCAGCUUCCUCAGAUCGCCGUCAGUCAGGCUCUAUGCGAUGGAAGCUCGUGUAACGAUGCUGAACCGAUUCACGCCCAAAUCCCGCUCUGCAUCCCGCCGUCUCAACUCGGUCGGCAACCGUGCCAUUGCCGAGUAUCUCCUAUACUUCAUCUCCUGCUGCAUCAUGUGUGUUAUAGUCAUCUCAAUCCUCUUCGCAUUUGUUUUCCUCGUACAUUUCGGACUCUGGGCUGGAGGAGCAGGAACAGCCCUGUACUUCAUCAUCACGCGAUGGCCAGAACCUGCUGUUCUGGCACCGUGUUUCGUGGCUAUUGUCCUGUCGGCGGUGGGCUUCUGGGCGUCGUGGUAUUGGAGGGUGGAGAUACAGGUGUUCUGGGAGACGUGGUCGAUGGCUGUGGCGGAUAUGAUAGGGAGUCAGUGGCCUGAGAAGUGGAAGAUGGAUCGUGUUGAGGAUGAGGAUCUGGAUCAGGAGGGGGUUAAGACGUAUGCUAGGCAGGCAAUAUUCUUUGCGUCUACGUAG